Molecule: messenger RNA, 2626 nt
Organism: Magnolia sinica
Lineage: Eukaryota; Viridiplantae; Streptophyta; Magnoliopsida; Magnoliales; Magnoliaceae
Product: oligopeptide transporter 1-like
Exons: 7
Coding region: 85-2343 (752 amino acids)
Biological process (GO): transmembrane transport
Molecular function (GO): oligopeptide transmembrane transporter activity
Source: RefSeq, a predicted model, not a curated record
UCGGCUAAAAAAUCACUAUCCAAUAAAUAUCAUCACAUUCGAGGAGAGCUGUAACCUCUCUCUCUCUCUCUCUCUCUCUCUCAUAUGGCUGGUCCGGAUGCCGGCAACAUGACGUCAGAUAAGUUGCAGCCUGACACUCCGGCGACAAAAUCCGAACUAGAAUUAAACGAUUCUCCAAUCGAGCAAGUCCGGCUUACGGUCUCUACAACCGACGAUCCAACGCUGCCGGCCUUAACAUUCCGAACAUGGGUUCUGGGCCUUAUUUCAUGUGCCACGCUGGCAUUUUUAAACCAAUUUUUCGGAUACCGUCAAAAUGCGCUCUAUGUAUCGUCAGUAUCGGCCCAGAUCGCGGUCCUCCCGAUCGGACGGCUGAUGGCAGCCACCCUCCCUACAAAACCCAUCAGAGUUCCAAUGACUAGAUGGACGGUUGUGCUGAAUCCGGGCCCAUUCAACUUAAAAGAGCAUGUGCUUAUUACAAUCUUUGCAAACUCAGGCUCUAAUUCGGUUUAUGCCGUUGGUAUUAUUACAAUAGUGAAAGCUUUCUACCGUAGGAAACUCAAUCCGCUGGCAGCAAUGUUGCUGACACAGACUACACAGAUGUUGGGAUAUGGAUGGGCUGGAUUAUUUAGGAAAUACCUUGUGGAUUCUCCCUACAUGUGGUGGCCUUCAAACCUUGUUCAAGUAUCACUAUUUAGGGCAUUGCAUGAAGUGGAAAUGCGACCCAAGGGCGGACAAACAAGGCUACAGUUCUUCUUGAUGGUCUUGAUCACAAGCUUCGCUUAUUACAUUAUCCCUAACUAUUUAUUUCCAUCCAUAACUGCCCUCUCAUUCAUCUGUUGGAUAUGGAAGGAUUCCAUCACAGCCCAACAGAUUGGCUCCGGUCUUCAUGGGCUUGGAAUUGGCUCAUUUGGGUUCGAUUGGUCGACUGUAGCUGGAUUCUUAGGAAGUCCCUUAGCAACCCCUGCAUUCGCCAUUGUUAACAUAAUGGUUGGAUUCUUCUUCUACGCCUAUGUACUUAUCCCCUUCGCUUAUUGGACUAACUUAUUUGAAGCGAAGCGGUUCCCAAUCUUCUCUUCCCAUGGCUUCGAUGCCAAUGGUCAAACUUAUAAUACUUCACGGGUUUUAGAUGAGAAGAACUUUAAAUUUGACAGCCAAGGGUAUGAGAGCUACAGCAAAAUUCAUCUAAGUAUCUUCUUCGUCUUUGCGUAUGGCUUGAAUUUUGCAACUCUAACAGCGACCCUUUCGCAUGUAGCCCUCUUCCAUGGAAGGACAAUUCUACAGCUCUGGCGUCAGACGAUGACAACAGCCCGUGAUCAAGUGAGUGAUAUUCACACAAGAUUGAUGAAGAAGAACUACGAAGUAGUUCCUCAAUGGUGGUUUUAUGCCAUCUUAAUUUCAAUGAUCGCUCUCGCCACCUUGGCUUGCCAAGGUUUCGACAAGCAACUACAGCUCCCAUUGUGGGGGAUCUUCCUCGCAUGUGCCCUGGCUCUAUUUUUCACCCUGCCCAUUGGGAUUAUAACAGCUACUACAAACCAGCAACCGGGGCUAAACGUGAUAACGGAGCUGGUAAUCGGGUAUCUAUACCCGGGUAGGCCACUUGCUAAUGUGGUUUUCAAGACAUAUGGAUAUAUAAGCAUGACACAGGCUAUCAUGUUUCUUGGGGAUUUCAAGCUGGGCCACUACAUGAAGAUUCCUCCAAAAUCUAUGUUCGUUGUACAGUUGGUGGGUACGGUCGUCGCAUCCUCAGUCUACUUCGGCACGACAUGGUGGCUGCUAACGACCGUCGAUCACAUAUGCGAUCCAGCCAAUCUCCCUGAAGGAAGCCCGUGGACGUGCCCCGGCGAUGACGUGUUCUACAAUGCAUCCAUCAUCUGGGGCCUGGUGGGCCCACUUCGCAUGUUCGGCCGUCUGGGCAUCUACCCAAAGAUGAACUACUUCUUCCUCAUUGGACUGCUGGCACCAGUACCCGUGUGGCUGAUGGCCCAAGCAUUCCCCGGUCGGGAUUGGAUCAGGCUCAUCAACAUGCCCAUCAUCUUUGGGGCCACAUCCGGCAUGCCCCCAACAAGGGCUGUGAACUUUCUAGCGUGGGGGACGGUGGGCCUCUUCUUCAACGUGUAUGUGUACCGUAGAUUCAAAGGAUGGUGGGCCAGGCACAACUACAUACUAUCAGCUGGUUUGGAUGCUGGGGUUGCUUUCAUGGGCAUAUUGACUUACUUUGCUCUUCAAGUGCAGGAUAUUAAUGGGAUGAAAUGGUGGGGUUUGGAUUUGGAUGAUCAUUGCCCCCUGGCCCACUGCCCUACGGCUAAGGGGAUAGUGGUUGAUGGGUGCCCAACCGUUCAGUAAAAUGUUCAGGGCAUUGAUGGAUAUUUGGACGGUUUGGAUCUCAUGAUGAUAUGCCAAGCAGGGUGAUGGGGAUCAUGGUUGUUGGGAUGGGCCAUGAUCUUAUACAAGGAACUGGACUGUACAUUGAGUGGGGCCCACAAUGAUGGGCCGUGGACUCUGACUUGAUCAAGCCGGAUGCAGUUCAGCACCAUGAAUUAGCAUUGAAAAUAUGAUGUUUUAUGGGAUUGUAGGAUAAAAUGUAUGAAUGUUAGAUUAAUUAAAUAUUGGAUAGCUUUUUGUGUGA